Molecule: messenger RNA, 6764 nt
Organism: Gadus chalcogrammus (walleye pollock)
Lineage: Eukaryota; Metazoa; Chordata; Actinopteri; Gadiformes; Gadidae
Product: zinc finger MYM-type protein 5-like
Exons: 2
Coding region: 872-1924 (350 amino acids)
Source: RefSeq, a predicted model, not a curated record
GCUAUAGAGCAAUGAUAUAAUACAAUAAGUGGGCGCAAGUCAGUCACACCUCAUAAUUACAGGCCUAUAAUUCCUCCACGUUUUUUGUUUUUCUGAAUUGUGUGAAAUGGCUUAUACAAAUAUGUAAUGCUGAACGAUUAAGUGUCACCAAGGGCAAGGUGAAUUGGUUUAGUCUAAACUUCUGUACGAGUGACAGUGUUGGGGGGAUGGGAAAUUUGUUGAUUGUCGAGUGCAAAAUAAGCACAGAGAGAUGGAUAGAAAAAGGCAAAAGCCAUCAGGAUCGCAAUUUCGAAAAAGAAGAAGAGGAGAAACGAUCAAAACAAAAAGGUAUGCCACUAUGUUCUUUCUGUAUGAUUAUUACAGUAUCCAUGUCAUGAAUGGCUAAUGUUAAUUGGUGGAAUAACUCUUAGGCCUACAUUUGUUAGCCUGCUAAUAUGCUGCCUAUGAUAUGAUUAUACAACAAUAAUUCAGUUUUAACUCAAUAAACACGAGUUCUAAUUUCAUGAUAAGAUUGUGCUUUGCAACAAAACUGUUACACGUUCAGUUAUUAUUUAUUUCCAUCAUUUCGGUUGACGUUGGGCCAUGUAAUAAGCCAACAGAAUGUUCAUCUUCUGAGGGCAGUUUCAAAGACGUCACGGAACAUUUGCCAUUCGCUCCAUUUCGUGACAAAGUAUAGUUUACCAGUCAUAAGUCAAAUCUAUAGAAUUAUAUGCAGUAAUCAAGCAGCUAAUUGUUCCUCCCUGAAAGAUAGGUUAAUAUAGCGUCUUAUGGCAGAUAUUUAGCAUGUAGGCAGUUAGGGCAUGUUUAUUUAAAUUUGUUUAUUUGAAUUCAUGGAUGUUUUGUAUAGAGUUAUAUAGCCUCCGGUCUUUUGAUGUCAAUUUCAGGGGCACUUCUAAAAUAUUUUGGAGCAUCCUCUGCCACUGGUGGUCAGGAUGAGCCACCCACCUCCCCCGCUAGACAUGACUCUGCUGAAGAUCAGGAUGAGGCGGAGCAGCCAUCUAUGUCGUCAGCAGUGUCCCCUCAAAUAUCUGACAUUGAGGAUGAAGACCUCUUUGCCUCUAGGCCUACUUCUCCCCAGCAUGAGCCUUCAGAAACACCUGGAGCUGAACCCCCACUGAGCCCCACUGAAGAUGAGCCUCUGUCUACUGACCCUGCUAGCUGGCCCUCACCUCUGACUGACAGGAUUCGGACUGAGCUGGUUCGAAGAGGACCAAGUAGGUUGCCACCUAACUUUGUUUUUCGGAAGAAUGAGAGUGUUGGGAGAAGUUGCCACCACCAAUAUUUUACGAAAACAUUAUUUAGUGGUGAAAAGAUGGCAAGAAGUUGGCUGGUGUAUUCAAUGAAGAACAACAGCCUCUUUUGCUUCUGCUGCAAACUGUUUUCAAAGAGGCUCACUAAUUUGACAAUGUCAGGAAUGUCAAAUUGGAAACAUGCAAGCGCAAACCUCAUAGCACAUGAGGGUAGUCCAGAACACCUCAAUUCCAUGAAAGCAUGGAAGGAACUGUCAGUGAGGUUAAGAAGUGGGGAAACCAUCGACAAGCAGGAGAUGGCACUUGUGGAGGCUGAGAGGAUGAGAUGGAGAGCAGUGCUGACCCGUCUCAUUGCUAUUGUGCAGUCACUGGCAGUUCGUAAUUUGGCUCUCAGGGGACACACAGAAACACUCUUCACACCAUCAAAUGGGAAUUUCCUCCAAGAGGUUGAAUUGAUGGCCAGGUUUGAUCCCAUAAUGAAAGAUCACCUUAACCGUGUCACAAGAGGAGCAAGUCACAACAGCUACCUUGGCCAGCAUGUGCAAAAUGAGCUCAUUGGUUUAUUGAGCAGCAAAAUAACAUCUACUAUGGUUGAUGACAUCAAGCACGCCAAGUUUUUUUCAAUUAUUCUGGACUGCACACCGGACAUUAGCCACACAGAACAGUUAUUAUAACAGUGAUAAUUAGAGUGGUGUCACUGAUGGAGAAGCCCCAUAUCAAGGAGCAUUUUAUGGGAUUUUUGGAGGCAGAGGAGUCCACAGGCCAUCACUUGUCAUCCAUGAUCCUGAAGAGACUUGAGGAGUUGGGAAUUCCUUUUGAAGACUGCAGAGGACAGUCAUACGACAAUGGAGCCAACAUGAGGGGCAAAAAUAAGGGAGUUCAAGCCAGGCUCUUAGAAAAGAAUCCCAGAGCUCUGUUUGUGCCAUGUGGGGCGCAUACAUUGAAUUUAGUUGUGUGUGAUGCUGCAAAGGGAUCUGUUGAUGCCAUGAGCUACUUUGGUGUCUUGCAAAAGCUCUACACACUAUUUUCAGCCUCCACCCAAAGAUGGUCCAUAUUGAAGAAAUAUGUGAGCAUCACCUUAAAGAUUUGGGCAGAAACAAGGUGGGAGAGCAAGAUCAAGAGCGUCGAGCCCAUGAGGUAUCAGGGAGCUGCCGUGAGAGAGGCUUUGAUCGAGGUGAGAGACCACACCAAAGACUCUGCUAUAAAGGCGGAGGCCCAGUCUUUGUCUGAGGAGGUGGGGUCGUACCGCUUUAGCAUCUGCACGGUUGUUUGGUAUGACAUGCUAUCUGCAAUACAGCAUGUCAGCAAACUCAUGCAGUCUCCUGGUAUGGAUGUGGACAUAGUUGUGGGUCUUUUGAAGAAGACUGAAAGAGGUCUCCAGAGCUACAGGGCAAGUGGCUUUGUGACUGCACAGAUGGCGGCAAAAGACCUCUGUGAAGUUAUGAAUGUGGAGGCUGUUUUGAAACAGAAAAGGCUCAGGUCUACAAAGCGCCACUUUUCAUUUGAAUCGCAUGAUGAGCCUAUCAGUGAUGCACUUAGGAAGUUGGAGGUUGAAUUCUUCAAUGUUGUUUUUCAGCCAUGUCAGCCAUCAAGGAGAGGUUUUCCACAUUGGAAAAUGUGGGAAACAAAUUUGGAUUUCUGACGAACUUCCCAAGUCUUCCAGGUGAGGAGCUGGCAGAGCAAUGCGAGGCACUAGGCACCACACUGCACUUUGAAGGGCACUCUGAUCUGGACAUUAGAGAGCUUGUUCAAGAAAUUAAGAACUUCCCUGAACUUCCAUCAAAAUCAAUGAGCCUCCUUGAGCUUAUCACUUUGAUAUAUGAUAAGAAUCUAACGGAGAUCUACCCCAACUUUUGGACUGCCCUCAGGAUUGCGCUUACUCUGCCAGUCACAGUGGUUCAAGCAGAGAGGAGCUUUUCAAAGCUAAAGUUGAUUAAGACCUACCUUAGGUCAACCAUGUCUCAGGAACGGCUGACUGGCCUUGCUGUCAUCAGUAUUAAUCACUCAAUAGGGGAGCAAAUUUCAUACGAUGACAUUAUUGAGGAUUUUGCAUCAAGGAAGGCCAGAAAGGUUAAGUUUUAGUUUCUUAGUGUUUCUUAGUUUGUGUUUUCUGUUCUUAGUGCAAUAGUGUAAUAAUUAGAUUUUCUUAAGUGUGUUUUUACAUGUGUGUUUAUUUAUUCUAUUUUGUAUUUGUAUAUUAUCCUUAAUAUUUUAUAUUAUUGUAUCUCUGCUCUUUUUUGUAUAGUAUUCUUAAUGUUCUCUGCUCUUCUUCAUUUUUUUCUAUAUCUGAUAUAUAUUUUUUCCACUUGUAUGUUGUAACUUAUACUGUGUUGUGCAUAAUUGUGCACAUUGAUUCCCUAUUUAAAGUUCUAUAAAAGGUUUUUUGCAAUUGUGCACAGUUUGUCUUUCAUUUAUUUAGAAAAAAAAACCUCAGACUCGGAGGGGUCUCGCCCGGGGUGUAAUUCCAUGUAGAACCGCCACUGUCUACAAUACUCUCCAGGGGAGGCUAAAGAGUGGACUAGUGUCCCACCUGCUGGCAUCAAAGCCCUCUGCAAGCGAGCCUGCAUCAGUGGAGAGGCUGAUGUGCCCGACAGAUUGGUGGACCAGUUGGGAGCUCCUGCUGCAGCUGUACCAGAAGCUUAUGUGUUCCCAGUGAACCUUAGCAUGAAUGUGCUGGAUCAGCUAAGUCCGAAAGAUAUCCAGGCAUCACAAGACAUGGACCCAACAAUUGGGCCAUUAAAGAAGGCACUGGAAAAGAAUAAAGGGCUGACAUGCUCAAAAAAUGAUUCACCUGAGACUGUGUUGCUCUUACGCGAAAGCCGAAAGUUGGAAUUAAAGGAUGGAUUACUCUACAGAGUAAAAGAAAAAACAUGCGGAAAACAGAUCAAACAACUUGUCUUACCAGCCAGAUACCGCCCAAUGGUGUUAAGGUCUCUACAUGAUGAGUGCGGACACAUGGGAAUGGAACGCACUACCGAACUGAUCAAAGACAGAUUUUAUUGGCCGCGAAUGACAGCUGAGGUCGAGCAGUACAUUCGAACCUGUGGUAGAUGUAUCUCCAGGAAGACACUCCCUCAGCAUGCCUCGCCUUUGAAUCAAAUAACAAGUAAUGGCCCUUUAGAUUUAGUCUGUAUUGACUUUUUGCAGAUAGAGCCUGACUCUAGAGGUGUUGCUAAUGUGUUAGUAGUGACAGACCAUUAUACACAUUACGCACAAGCAUUUGCUACAAAAGAUCAAAAGGCUAUCACCGUUGCAAGAGUAUUAUGGGAGAAGUAUUUUGUGCACUAUGGCCUACCUGCACGGAUACACUCGGAUCAAGGACGAGAUUUUGAAAGUCGCCUGAUCAAAGAACUCCCCCUAUCACCCACAAGGGGACGCACAACCAGAAAGGUUCAAUAGCACACUUUUAGCAAUGCUUGGUACCUUGGACACUGUAAAGAAACAAAGUUGGAGUCAACAUAUCACCCACCUGGUACAUGCAUACAAUUGCACCAAGAAUGAUUCCACAGGAUACUCCCCUUAUCAUCUCAUGUUUGGAAGGGAGGCAAGGUUACCCAUUGACAUCUGUUUUGGGAUCUCGCCAAAUGGUGAAAGUGAAACCUCCUACCAACAGUAAGUCGCCAGGAUGAGGAAAGAGUUACAAAAAGCCUACCAACUGGCAUUUGACGCUGCUACAAAGAGUCAUCUGAAAAACAAAGCUCGCUAUGACCAGCGUGUGAGAGAUUCACCUUUGGAGAAAGGUGACAGAAUUCUCAUUCAGAAUUUGGGUCUAAAAGGCAAGCAUAAACUUCAAGAUCGAUGGAAAUCAACACCAUAUGUUGUUGUGGAGAAGUUGCCUAAUCUGCCUGUUUACAAGGUCAAACCAGAGCAUGGUACAGGUGUGGUAAAAACUCUUCAUCGAGACCACCUGUUGCCCAUCGGGUACAUGGUUAGGUUGUCUAACCAAUCAGAUGAUACAAACUCUGCUCGGAGACCUGUAACAAGAGCUCAACUUACCCGGAAACAUCUAUCAAUCAAGUCUGAAGAAAGUGACACAGAGUCCUCAGGCUCAGAGUUUGAAACUGUCCACAAUCCUCCAGAUUUUGGGGGUCAGGAAACAAUUAAACAUGAUAAAUCAACCUGUGGAGGAUGAACAGAGUCGGAGUUCUGAAGAAAGUGAAAACUCUGAAGAGGAUGACGAAUUUGAAGAGGAAAACUGUGAAGCUGCAGAAAAUCAACAACUUACAGAAACAGAGUAUGAGGAACCGCCUGAAGGUGCUGCACCUCCUCUGUCACACUCUUAUGUCCAAGAGACAUAUACUGAAUCUGCGGAAGAUUUGCAAGAUUCAGAAGAGGGAGCAAGCUCACCUCUGUUAAACAGAGCCAGACGUGAUAAAGCGCUAGAAGUGAAAGUGAAAGGUCUUCUACAAUCCGGAAAUCCCUGAGAAAACCAAAGCCAUCUAUGAGAUUCACUUAUGAGAAACCUGGUCAUCCAUCUUGUGAACCAGUUACCAUCAUGCACCAUGGCAUGGUCAUCCAACUCAAGUUAAACCCUCCAAACCAAGACAACGAAUCAAGGAAAAAGUCCAAAACAUCCAAAAGGUACAUGGAGGAGGAGAACAAAAAACACCCUUCCAAGUUGAAGAGAGACAAAAGGUGUGAUGAGGACAUCUACACGUUCAGAAGAGGGAGGGUGUAGCUCUGUACAAAAAUCUUCCAAGUUAAAGAGAGACAAAAGGUGUGAUGAGGACAUCUACACGUUCAGAAGAGGGAGGGUGUAGCCCUGUACAAAAACCAUAAGUUACAGAGCAUAAAAAAUAAUUAACAGUAUAAUAAAAUGCUGUGUUAAAUGUUCAUAAAUAAAUAGAGUUCAUAAUAAUAAAAUGUGUGCGGGUUAAAAGCAUAAAUAUAAUAUGUUUAAUAAAACUAUUUACAGUUAAAAGAUAAAUUAAUAUAAAGGUCUUUAAGUUUAUCAAGUCUAAAAUAUUUGUGAAUUCAGGAUAUAAAAGAGGAAGAAGCCGUGUUUAUGUUUAACUUAACCUGUUACCUGUCACACACGUAAAUCAUUUAAUUUCUGUUUUUGUCUUUGGUUGUAUUAAAACUUCACAGGCCAAUCCGAAUAAAGUCUCACCGUGUAAAGGGCGGGGCUAGUGCAGCAGGUUAGUGUGGGGAGUAGUGAGCACAUGUAAGCCGUUUCUCAAUUCGCGUACUUGUGCGUGCUCGUGUGCUCGUGGACUCGUGAAACGUCAUCAGUCGUUGCCCGAGCACUGUUCCAAUUCGAAGCACGCAUCAAGCGAGUACUGUCGUAAAACCCGGAAGUGUUCUGGAUGAGUGCUCGAUAUCGCCGUUUCACCGAGCAUGCAUCGGAGGUGGCUCGUGUGUGCUUGCUCCCGCUAUAAAUCCCAGGAUGCAUUUCGCACUCGCAGCAGUACGAGCAUAGAGUACGAGGGCGGACAAUAUGGAGAAGACGCACAAGUUACAACUGUAGCUUAAGUUACUCUUAACUUAUAUAUAUAUUUAUAUAAUAUAUAAUAU